UGUGUGGAGGGGGUGGGGGGGGGGCUGCUGAGUUUUGGAGUUUGAUCUCCAGUUCAUCUGGCAGCCAUUGUAUUUUGCUCAGCAAAUAAUUGUCCACAAUUUCACUUUCUCAGCUUGUGGUCUGCAUGUGGACCUCUUUUUGUCCUACCCCCCACCCCUCUCUUUCUCGCUCCUCUUUUUUUUUUCUUUCCUUUUCUUUUUUCCUCCUUUCUUUUCUUUCUCUGAAGUCCUCGUCUCAAAGGAAGAUUACAUGGUCCGCGGUGGUACAUUCAUGCAGCCACCAUUUUAAAUCAAUACCCAGGAGAGGGUGGAAAUUGGAAGACAAUGUGACAGAGGACCAGCAUAGUCCUGGGCAGACUGCCAUUCCAAGCGAUCCAGAGUGCGCCCCCGAGAGGGUGGCGGAGGAUGGUGAGGCCGGGCAUCUGAGGAAGAGGCUGCUCUCUCCAGAGGAAGGAGAGGAGGGAGAGGAGGAGGACGAGGAGCCCGCGCUGCACAGCUGCGACAGCUGCCGGCAGGUGUUCGAGUCACUGAGCGAUCUCACCGAACACAAGAUUAAUCAAUGCCAGCUGACAGACGGUGCUGAUCUUGAGGAUGACCCUUCAUGUUCUUGGCCAGCAUCAUCUCCCUCCAGUAAAGAUCAGACUUCACCAGGACACUGCGAAGACUAUGAGUUUGGAGAGGACGAAGGGGGUCCUGGCUUGCCAUAUCCAUGUCAAUUUUGUGACAAGUCCUUCAGUCGUUUAAGCUUCCUUAAGCGUCACGAACAGAGCCACGGAGAUAAACUCCCUUUCAGCUGCACCUUUUGUAGCCGCUUAUUUAAACACAAGCGCAGCCGAGAUCGACACGUGAAGCUGCACACCGGCGAUAAGAAAUACCACUGUGGUGAGUGUGACUCAGCCUUCUCUCGCAGCGACCACCUCAAAAUCCACAUGAAAACCCACGCCUCCAACAAACCCCACAAGUGCCCCGUGUGCCGUCGAGGUUUUCUCUCCUCCAGCUCCCUGCACGGCCACAUGCAAGUGCACGAGAGGGGGAAAGACGGCAGUGGCUCCAGCUUUUCUAGAGCCGAGGACUGGAAGCUGAAAGAAACAAGGAAGUGCAGUCGGUGUGAGGAAGGCUUUGACGUUCCGGAGGAGCUCCAGCGGCACAUCGCAGAGUGUCACCCUGAGUGCUCGCCAUCAGAAGAUGGAGGUCUGGGUGCCACCCUGCAGUGCAUCUACUGCCAUGAGCCCUUCAGUGAUGAGGGCACCCUGCUGACCCACAUUGACCAGGCCCACAGCAGAGAUCGGAAGGGUCACACCUGUGCUAUCUGCUCCGAGCACUUUCUGUCUGUCGAGGACCUCUACGCUCAUAUGGAUAUCCACCAGCUCCCCGAAUCCAGUAACCAUAGUAACAGUCCUUCUUUGCUUACUGUGGGCUACACCUCGGUCUCUAGCACUACCCCUGACUCCAAUCUCUCCGUCGACAGCUCUACAAUGGUGGAAACUGCGCCGCCUGUUGCCAAGACACGAGGAAGAAGAAAGAGAGCUGCUCAGAAUAUGUCUGAUUUGGGAGGUCGGGYCUCAAAACAGCCCAAAGUCUCCUACAGUUGCAUCUACUGCAACAAGCAAGUAUUCUCCAGCUUAGCCGUGCUUCAAAUUCACCUACGAACCAUGCAUCUGGACAAGCCAGAACAAGCUCAUACUUGCCAGUUUUGCUUAGAGGUUCUACCCUCAUUACUAAAUCUAAACGAACAUCUUAAACAAGUUCACAGUGCAGAAGACCACGCUGCCCUGUUAGCCAGCCUGCCUGAUGCCCUUCUUCAGUGUAACUUCUGUCCAGAGGUGUUGAGCGAUCUGAACGCGCUGCAGGAACAUAUCCGCUGCUCCCAUGGUUUCCCCAGUCCUGUUGCCAAGGACAGCAAUGCAUUUUUUUGCCCCCAAUGCUUUAUGGGGUUCUUGACAGAGGCUACCCUGGAGGAGCAUGUUCGUCAGACUCAUUGUGAUGGGGGCAGCCUGCGUUUUGACUCCCCCUUGGCUGUAACUCCCAAGGAACCCAUAGUGGAGGUGUACUCUUGCUCAUAUUGCACCAAUUCCCCCAUAUUCAACAGUGUUUUGAAGCUCAAUAAGCACAUCAAGGAGAAUCACAAGAACAUUCCACUGGCGCUAAACUACAUCAACAACGGCAAGAAAUCUCUGCGCACUCUCAGCCCCUCUUCGCCAAUCUCUGUAGAACAAACUGCCAUGCUGAAACAAGGUAGCGCAGCUUCACGUAACACCAGUGAGUUCAUUUGUAACCAGUGUGGGGCAAAGUAUACAAGUUUAGACCUUUUCCAGACUCAUCUCAAAACUCAUCUGGAUGGCCUACAACCUCAACUCACAUGUCCACAGUGCAACAAAGAGUUCCCCAACCAAGAGUCUCUCCUGAAGCAUGUUACAAUACACUUUACUAUUACCUCCACGUAUUACAUCUGUGAGAGCUGUGACAAGCAGUUCACCUCUGUGGAUGAUCUGCAGAAGCACCUUCUUGACAUGCAUACGUUUGUGUUCUUUCGCUGCACUCUGUGCCAGGAGGUGUUUGACUCGAAGGUAUCCACACAACUACACCUGGCUGUAAAGCACAGCAAUGAGAAGAAGGUGUACCGUUGCACAUCCUGCAAUUGGGACUUCAGACACGAGACCGACCUACAACUGCAUGUUAAACACAGCCAUCUGGAGAACCAAGGCCGUGCCCACCGCUGUAUUUUCUGUGGGGAGUCCUUUGGCACAGAGGUAGAGCUGCAGUGUCACAUAACUACCCACAGCAAGAAGUACAACUGUCGCUUUUGCAGUAAGGCCUUCCAUGCCAUUGUCCUCUUGGAGAAACAUUUAAGGGAGAAACACUGUGUGUUUGAGGGAAAGUCCCAAAACUGUGGCACUAAUGGGUCAACAGUAAGUGGUGGGGAAGGCCAGCCUAAAGAUGAUGCUGAACUACAAGGUCUUUUAACUAACAGCCAUGGUCAAGUAGCAGGAGGAGGAUCUGUGGUGGAGUCCCAUAACAGCCAUGAUGGAAGUGAGGAAGAGGUGGACACUGCAGAACCCAUGUAYGGGUGUGAAAUAUGUGGGGCAUCUUACACCAUGGAGUCACUCCUCACUAACCACCAGUUAAGAGAUCACAAUAUCCGACCUGGUGAGAGUGCAAUGAUAAAAAGGAAGGCUGAAAUGAUCAAGGGCAACCAUAAGUGCAAUGUCUGUUCCCGUACCUUUUUCUCUGAGGCUGGACUAAGGGAACAUAUGCAGACCCACCUUGGGCCUGUCAAACACUACAUGUGUCCCAUCUGUGGAGAAAGAUUCCCUUCUUUGCUUACUCUGACAGAGCACAAAGUCACCCAUAGUAAGAGUCUGGAUACAGGCAGCUGCCGUAUUUGUAAGAUGCCUCUGCAGAGUGAAGAGGACUUCCUGGAACACUGCCAGAUGCAUCCUGACCUAAGAAACUCCCUGACGGGUUUUCGUUGUGUGGUUUGCAUGCAAACAGUGACCUCCACAUUGGAGCUYAAGAUCCAUGGUACUUUCCACAUGCAGAAGACAGGGACAAUGUCCUCUAAUCAACCCUUGGGCCGCAACAAUGUCAUGUCUCAAAACCAGCAGCCACACCAUGCCCAAAAAUUUUUCAAGUGUGCCUCAUGCCUAAAAGAUUUCCGGUCCAAACAAGACCUGGUGAAGCUGGACAUCAAUGGACUGCCUUAUGGACUCUGUGCAUCUUGUAUGACCGCUGCAGGCUCCAAGAGCUCCAGCCCAACGGUGAACGGAGGAAGGCAGCAGCAGGGUGGGGCCACCACUCCAGCCUCAACAGCUGCUGCGUGGGUACAAGGGGAGAGUCUCAGCCCUGGAGAUGGAAAAGGCAAAGGUGUCUCUUCAUCAUCGUCUUCUUCUUCCACAUCCUCAUCGUCUGUUGUCAAGACACGCUGUUCCAGCUGCAAUGUGAAAUUUGAGUCUGAGGCAGAGUUGCAAACCCACGUCCAGACGGUGCACCGGGAACAAGGUGGGGAUAGCAACAGCGGGCAGCUCAAGACCCCCCAGGUGUCCCCAAUGCCAAGAGCCAGUCCUUCACAAACUGAAGAGAAAAAGACAUACCAGUGCAUCAAAUGCCAGAUGGUGUUCUACAGUGAAUGGGACAUCCAAGUCCAUGUGGCCAACCACAUGCUGGGCUCACAUGUAUCUGGAUCACAUCACCAAAUAGAGGAAGGACUGAACCAUGAAUGCAAGCUCUGUAGUCAGUCGUUCGACUCACCGGCAAAGCUUCAAUGCCACCUGAUUGAGCACAGCUUUGAGGGCAUGGGAGGAACCUUCAAGUGUCCGGUCUGCUUUACAGUGUUUGUCCAGGCCAACAAGCUCCAGCAGCACAUUUUCUCUGCCCACGGACAGGAGGACAAGAUCUACGACUGCUCGCAGUGCCCGCAGAAGUUCUUCUUCCAGACAGARUUACAGAACCACACGUUGACUCAGCACAGCAGCUAACGUGGCAGAGCUCAGCGCCGUGGCCGAAAAACAAGGAUGGCAACGCACAGAAUAACGCCUGACCGCCAAUUAUUGUCAGCGCAGUUUUUUUUCCCCCCACUGACUGUCGUGGACUGAACUUUUGAUUCAGUGAGACCACAAGAAACCAUUCUACAAAAAGAAAUGUAAAAA
This is a messenger RNA of Austrofundulus limnaeus, 4646 nucleotides long. It is a transcript of the gene znf521, whose product is annotated as zinc finger protein 521. Gene Ontology annotation, cellular component: nucleus. The transcript has 9 exons. Bases 126 to 4475 code for a protein of 1449 amino acids. Lineage: Eukaryota; Metazoa; Chordata; Actinopteri; Cyprinodontiformes; Rivulidae. Gene Ontology annotation, molecular function: DNA-binding transcription factor activity, RNA polymerase II-specific; RNA polymerase II transcription regulatory region sequence-specific DNA binding. Gene Ontology annotation, biological process: regulation of transcription by RNA polymerase II. The record is from RefSeq and is a predicted model, not a curated record.